GUCAAAUUUUCACAAAUUUCACAAUGACAAAUUGAUUCAGCCAGCUGUGUGAUUUCUAAAAAUUGCGUCUUAUUUAUAUUGUAAUUGUCUUCUUAGACUUUGUUUACCCUUAUUAUUCACAGUAUUUUCGUGUAGUUACGAGAAACAGUCGUGAAAAUGGCAUACGCCUACUUGUUCAAAUACAUCAUCAUCGGCGACACAGGUGUGGGCAAAUCAUGCCUCCUACUGCAGUUCACGGACAAACGGUUCCAGCCGGUGCAUGAUCUCACAAUCGGAGUGGAGUUUGGUGCUCGGAUGAUCACCAUUGACGGCAAGCAGAUCAAACUUCAGAUAUGGGACACUGCUGGACAGGAGGCUUUCAGAUCAAUCACACGGUCGUACUACCGCGGCGCGGCGGGCGCGCUUCUAGUCUACGAUAUCACCAGGCGGGACACGUUUAACCACCUCACCACCUGGUUGGAAGACGCGCGCCAGCACUCCAACUCCAAUAUGGUGAUCAUGCUCAUUGGAAACAAAAGUGAUCUGGAAUCACGGCGCGAAGUCAAGAAAGAGGAGGGCGAGGCCUUCGCCCGUGAGCAUGGCCUGGUCUUCAUGGAGACGUCCGCCAAGACCGCCGCGAAUGUCGAGGAGGCGUUCAUCAACACCGCCAAAGAGAUCUACGAGAAGAUCCAGGAAGGCGUCUUCGAUAUCAACAAUGAGGUAAGUUACUUAGGGGCCAUCCAUAAAGUACGUCACACGAAUUUCAUGAUUUUUUGGGCCCCGUCCAACCCACCCGCCCCCCCGUCCUUGUCACAGUUGAAGAAGGUUUCCCUACGCCACAUCAAAAGUUGCUACUUCGAAUGUCACGACAGCGAGAACGUUGCGUCGAAAGGUCAUUAA
Molecule: messenger RNA, 879 nt
Organism: Ostrinia furnacalis (Asian corn borer)
Lineage: Eukaryota; Metazoa; Arthropoda; Insecta; Lepidoptera; Crambidae
Gene: Rab2
Product: RAS oncogene family member Rab2
Exons: 5
Coding region: 157-879 (240 amino acids)
Molecular function (GO): GTP binding; GTPase activity
Source: RefSeq, a predicted model, not a curated record